GGGUCAGGAGCUUCAGUGAACUGUUUUUCGUAAAAGAGCCUCAAGAUGUGACCCUGGCCAGAAAGCAGGCGGUGGUUUUGGACUGCCUGGCCCGAGGGGAGGUCCCCAUCACCAUCACCUGGCUUAGAAACGGAGUUACGGUUUCUGAGAACGAACAGAUCCACUCUCUGUCCAACGGCUCUUUAUUUAUACGGGAGCUGGAGAGCGGCAAGCCAGGCGAAAGGCCGGACGAAGGAGUCUACCAGUGCUUGGCCCUGAAUAAACACGGCGCUGUUCUCAGCCAGAAAGCGCAUCUCACCUUUGCAACCCUCUCUGCCUUUGAAGUCCAGCCCCUCCCCACGGAAGUCCAUGAAGGGGGCGUGGCUAGAUUUGCCUGCAAAAUUCCAGCCCACCCUCCAGCCAUCAUCACCUGGGAGGUGAAUGGGACAGCGCUGCUAAUGGAGACGGACAGGAUAACUGCGCUGCCCUCCGGAGUGCUACAGAUCUAUAGUGUUGAGCCAAAAGAUGCAGGGAGUUACUCUUGUGUUGCUACAACAGUUGUCGGCCGGCGGAGGAGUGGCGAGGCUAAACUCACCGUUGCUCCAGCUACCAAUACCAAGCUCUUCCAUAAGCCAUCCAUUAUAGCUGGCCCCCAAAAUAUGACAGCUUCUCUCCACCAAACAGUCAUCUUUGAGUGUGUGGCCAUCGGGAAUCCCAAACCAAUUGUGUCCUGGAGUCGCCUUGACCACAAGUCCAUCGAUGUUUUCAACACACGGGUGCUUGGAAAUGGGAACCUCAUGAUCUCGGACGUGAAGGUACAACAUUCUGGUGUGUACGUUUGCCGUGCUACGAUCCCUGGCACACGCAACUUCACCACUGCAAUGGCAGCACUGCUGGUGUUAGCCCCCCCUGCCUUUGUGGAGUGGCCGGAGAGCUUGACCAGGCCCCGAGCUGGCACUGCCCGUUUUGCCUGCCAGGCAGAAGGCAUUCCGACACCCAAGAUAUCCUGGCUGAAGAAUGGCCGGAAGGUCCAUUCCAACGGCAGAAUCAAAACCUACAGCAGUAAAUUGGUGAUCAACCAGAUCAUCCCUGAAGACGAUGCCAUCUACCAGUGUGUGGCUGAGAACAGCCAAGGGUCUGUCCUUGCCAGGGCACGCCUGACGGUGGUCCUCUCCGAAGACCGGCCCAGCGCUCCUUGCCACGUCCACGCAGAAACCAUGUCCAGCUCGGCCAUUCUCUUGGCCUGGGAGAGGCCGCUCUAUAAUUCAGACAAAGUCAUCGCCUACUCGGUGCACUACAUGAAGGCGGAAGGCUUAAACAAUGAAGAAUACCAAGUGGUGAUUGGAAAUGACACCACCCACUAUAUUAUUGAUGACUUGGACCCUGCCAGCAACUACACCUUCUACGUGGUGGCCUACAUGCCCCUGGGGGCCAGCCAGAUGUCUGACCACGUCACUCGGCCCACCCUGGAAGACGUGCCGCUGAGGGCUCCCGAGCUCAGCCUGACCAGCAGAACCCCCUCCGACGUCCUCAUCUCCUGGCUGCCCAUCCCGGCCAAGUACCGGCGAGGGGAGGUGGUGGCCUUCCGCCUUUCCUUCCGCCUCAGCACGGAGAGCAGCAUCCAGGGGCUGGAGCUCCCGGGGACCACCUACGAAUACCUGCUCCGGGGGCUGAAGCCCGACAGCAUCUACUUGGUUCGCAUUUCUGCUGCCACGAAAGUUGGUUGGGGCGAGGCCUCUCUGUGGACUUCCCAUCGCACCCCAAAAGCCACCAGUGUCCAAGCACCAAAGUCUCCCGAAUUGCGCCUGGAGCCUCUCAACUGCACAGCGAUCACCGUGAAGUGGCAGCAAGAGCUGGCAGACGCGGCCGCCGUCCAAGGCUACAAGCUGUACUAUAAGGAAGAAGGCCAGCAGGAGAGCGGGCCAAUUCUGCUCGGGGCCAGCGAUUCCACCUACACCAUCGGCGGCCUGGAGCCCAGAAGGAAGUACCACUUGAGGCUGCUGGCGUACAACAGCAUGGAGGAAGGCUACGAGGCAGACCAGACGGUCAGCACCGCCGGCUGCGUGUCUGUCCGGGACCGCCUGGUGCCCCCCCCUCCGCCCCCCCACCACCUUUAUGCCAAAGCCAACUCUUCUUCCUCCAUCUUCCUGCACUGGGGGCGGCCUGCCUUCACUUCGGCGCAGGUCAUCAACUACACCCUGCGCUGUCACCCCGUGGGGCUGCAGAAUGCGUCUCUGGUGCUCUACCUUCAAACGUUAGAGACUCACCUGAUGGUCCAAGGACUGGAGCCAAAUACCAGAUACGAAUUUGCCGUUCGGCUGCAUGUGGAUCAGCUCUCCAGCCCAUGGAGUCCAGUGGUUUACCACACCACCCUGCCAGAAGCCCCAGCGGGUCCACCCCUGGAAGUGAAGGCCACGCUGAUUGAGGAAGACACGGCCUUGGUCUCCUGGAAGCCACCAGCUGGCAUCAGAACCGUCGUCUCCCGUUACACCAUCUUGUAUGCCUCCAGACAAGCUUGGAUCGCAGGCGAGUGGCAUGUCCUGCAUCGGGAAGGAACGAUAACCAUGGCUUUACUAGAGAACCUCAGGGUGGGAAGUGUCUACCUCAUCAAACUCGCUGCAUCCAACGAAGUGGGCGAAGGGCCUUUUUCCAGCACGGUGGAACUUGCGGUCCGGCCAAAGGAGGCAAACCAAAGACCAAAACGCCUGGAUUCCGCGGAGGCCGACACAACUCGUUCUGGUUCUUACCAGUUGGACCCGAGGUCCAUGACGGGCAUAAUUGCAGGUGUCUCCAUUGCCCUGGUGUGCAUUUUGGUCUGCAUCCUCAUCCUGAUCCACCGUGGCAAAGCAAGGAAAGCCGCCCCUUCCAAAAGCAGCCAGCCCAGCCCUGACCCGCUCCCUGGCAGUGGCAGCCAGUCUUCUGCAAGGAGCCCCGGGGGAGCCAAGGCUCUUCAAAGCCUGGCAGAGAAUGAGCGAUCACUCUUGCCCAGGAUGACAGGGGGAGGCUUUCUGGAUGCCAAGGGUGGAACUGACCUCGUUAUAAACCGCUUUGGCCCAGUCAUGAAGAAGAGAGCCCAGAAGAAACGGCUCUUCCUCCGUGGCUCUUGGAAGGAGAAAGCAGAGGAGGCCCCGAGGCAGCUGGCCUCAGCAGCCUUCCUGUACCGGCCAGGGACAGCCGUGCUCACUGGCGAAGAGCUGCAGCCAUGUGCCCGAGUGAUCUGCAGCCUGGGAACUGACGCCGAGCAUUCAGCCAACAGCCAAGGCAGCCACGAGACGGGGGAUUCGGGAAGGUUCUCCCACGAGUCCAACGAGGAGCUGCACCCCCCUCCCGGCUUUGGGGCUGCAGAUUCCUUCCCAGGCAGCUGUCCUGUCCCUGGGCCUCUCCAGCCGCCACUGGCUGCCAAUGGCAGCGGGGGGACAUUUUUCAGGGAACAAUGAACUGGGAGGCCAAGCUUUCAAUGGGCUGCCCAAGGACCGGCAGGCGACCCGUGUUUCCACUGCCUCUUUGUGUUUCCCUUCCCGAGUG
Molecule: messenger RNA, 3504 nt
Organism: Thamnophis sirtalis
Lineage: Eukaryota; Metazoa; Chordata; Lepidosauria; Squamata; Natricidae
Source: RefSeq, a predicted model, not a curated record